Messenger RNA from Prionailurus viverrinus (fishing cat), 4933 nucleotides. It is a transcript of the gene PPM1B, whose product is annotated as protein phosphatase, Mg2+/Mn2+ dependent 1B. The transcript has 7 exons. Gene Ontology annotation, cellular component: cytosol; nucleus. The coding region runs from base 451 to 1629 and encodes 392 amino acids. Gene Ontology annotation, biological process: negative regulation of canonical NF-kappaB signal transduction; protein dephosphorylation; positive regulation of canonical NF-kappaB signal transduction. Gene Ontology annotation, molecular function: magnesium ion binding; protein serine/threonine phosphatase activity; manganese ion binding. The record is from RefSeq and is a predicted model, not a curated record. NCBI's taxonomy places the organism in Eukaryota, Metazoa, Chordata, Mammalia, Carnivora, Felidae.
UGCGGGGAGGGGGUUGCAGAAGGAGCCGAGCGGCUGCUGCUCAAUGGCGGAAAAGCCGCCGGUGUUCUGACCGCCUGGUCCCCCUAGCAGUUGCGGGGGAGUUUCCUGCCGGCGCGGCUGGACUCUCUGCUUCUCAGGGUUCGGUGGCUGGAAGAUGCUCCAGAGAGACGAGGCUGCGGCGGAGGAGGUGGCGGCGGCCGAAUCGGCAACGGCGCUAGGGUGGAGAGAAGGCGGCAGCGGCGGCGGCGGCGGCGUGCGGGGCCCGACGGUGUAAACAGCCCCGGAGGCGGCGGAGGCGGUGGCCGAGACCCCGACGGGGAAGCGGCGGCUGAGGCAGGGUCGCGCCUCAGUCGGAAGCCUGGGUUGAGUGCAGCAGGGGUUCUCUGCGGCGGGCGAGAACGGACGCCCUAGACCUCGCUUCCCUCCCUCGCCCCAGAUUCAUUAUUAAACAUGGGUGCAUUUUUGGAUAAACCCAAAACUGAGAAACAUAACGCUCAUGGUGCUGGGAAUGGUUUACGUUAUGGCCUGAGCAGCAUGCAAGGAUGGAGAGUGGAAAUGGAAGAUGCACACACAGCUGUUGUAGGUAUUCCUCACGGCUUGGACGACUGGUCAUUUUUUGCAGUUUAUGAUGGUCACGCUGGAUCUCGAGUAGCAAAUUACUGCUCAACACAUUUAUUAGAACACAUCACUAACAAUGAAGACUUUAGGGCAGCUGGGAAAUCAGGGUCUGCUCUUGAGCCCUCAGUGGAAAAUGUCAAGAGUGGCAUCAGAACUGGCUUUUUGAAAAUUGAUGAAUACAUGCGCAACUUUUCCGACCUCAGAAAUGGAAUGGACAGAAGUGGUUCAACUGCAGUGGGGGUCCUGAUUUCACCCAAGCAUAUCUACUUUAUCAACUGUGGUGAUUCACGUGCUGUUCUGUACAGGAAUGGACAAGUCUGCUUUUCCACCCAGGAUCACAAACCUUGCAAUCCAAGGGAGAAGGAGCGAAUCCAAAAUGCAGGAGGCAGCGUAAUGAUACAGCGUGUUAAUGGUUCAUUAGCAGUGUCUCGUGCUUUGGGGGACUAUGAUUACAAGUGUGUUGAUGGCAAGGGCCCAACAGAACAACUUGUUUCUCCAGAGCCCGAGGUUUAUGAAAUUUUAAGAGCAGAAGAGGAUGAAUUUAUCAUCUUGGCUUGUGAUGGGAUCUGGGAUGUUAUGAGUAAUGAGGAGCUCUGUGAAUUUGUUAAAUCUAGGCUUGAGGUAUCUGAUGACCUGGAAAAUGUGUGCAAUUGGGUAGUGGACACUUGUUUACAUAAGGGAAGUCGAGAUAACAUGAGUAUUGUACUAGUUUGCUUUUCAAAUGCUCCCAAGGUCUCAGAUGAAGCGGUGAGAAAAGAUUCAGAGCUGGAUAAGCACUUGGAAUCACGGGUUGAAGAAAUUAUGGAGAAGUCUGGUGAGGAAGGAAUGCCUGAUCUUGCCCAUGUCAUGCGCAUCUUGUCUGCAGAAAAUAUCCCAAAUUUGCCUCCUGGGGGAGGUCUUGCUGGCAAGCGCAAUGUUAUUGAAGCUGUUUAUAGUAGGCUGAAUCCACAUAGAGAAAGUGAUGGGUUUGAACCUUCAGUUGUAUACAUAGACAAUCUUUUCACAUUCUGAAUGGCAGUCUCGGGCAUGUCCAUCUGUAAACCCAACAAGGCUCUGGUGACAAGAAAGGCAGUGGCUGGCAGACCUUCCAAGCCCCUAAAAGUACAAGGACAUGAAGGUUUUUUUUUUUUUUUUUUAGCCCGAAAGAAAAAUGAACUCAACAUUGUGUAAUUGCAUUAUUUCUACUUCUAUUAACCUGUAAUCUUACAGCCCAUUAAUGGAGGCAAAGAAAACCUGUCAUUGCACCCUUCUAAAUCUCUGUCCAUGUGAUAAACACCUGUGGCUUUGGGGCAGGAUUUUGGUUUUAUUCCAAGAAUUCUCAUGGCUAGAGGCAGUCUUGAAUCUGUCAUUAUUGUUUCCCUUCACCUAAAAGUGCCAUUUAAAUGAGAAGUUCCUGGGUCUCUUAAUGUUCAUGUAAGAACAUCUUUGAUUCUGGUAUUUGUGAUGCCCCAGACCUCUUCUGAAAUGAGGUUCAGUGUUUAUAGUUAAUAUAAAGGGAAGUAAGUUUUUAACUGGCUUGUUUUACAUGAAUACAAAACUUAACCCCCUUAGAUUAGAUACUUUAUAAACUAAUUAGAUGAUGUCAAAGAUGUGUUUAAAAAUAUACGAGGUAGUGGAUAUCUUGGUCACACAAGAAACCAGCUCAGGUAUUUUCUUGUAAAUACUUUUUCCAGUGGCCAAAAAUUUUUACUUUUGGAAAACACAUCACCUAAGUAAGCUCCCCUCUGGUGCCUUUUAUUACAGUUCCAUUUAACUUACUUUUAGAUAAUCAGAGAGUAGUAAAUGACUGUAACUGCACAGUAACUAUGUACAUUCCCUUUCUGAGAGAUUGUAUUUCCACCCUGAGAUGAAAGGUGCAAGAAAGUUUGGUAAGAAAAAAGGAACCCCAGUUUGAUCCUUGAGCACAAAGGCUGCCACGUUUAAUUCUUGCUUUUCCAAAGAACUGGUCUAAAUAUUCUAGAAAGUAAUAUGGCAAAAAUUUGGAAAGACAAUAGAUAAUUUCUUUUAGGGAAAGCCAUGGAAAAGUUCCUUUCAUGUUUUGAUCUCUGGGUAAUCUCAUGAUGUAGUAUGUAGAGUAGCAGAUUUCUUUAGUGCAUUGCAUGGGUUUAUUCAAGUUUUGCAUAAUCUCUGAGAAGAGUGGUGAAAGCGGUUUAUGGCAAUCUCAGCUAUGUAGUAGUUAUUUCUAGAGCACGUUUGUAGUGUACUAAGAUAUAUCUUUAAGACAAAAUUGGAAUUGAUUAGAAUUAGGUUCAUACCAUACCACACAUUUCCAGGUAGCUGGAGGUAACCUCAAUUAUAUAAAUAAAACCAUAAGUUAAAUGUACCUGGAAGAUUGGCUGUGUAAAAGGAAUUCCUUUCUAAUGACCCAUGUUUGUAUUGUAUGUAUGUUUUUUUUAGGGCUUUUUGCUUUUUCAGGGUGGACCAUGCAUGAAAAUAGCAGGUAAGACAGAGUAGCCCCUAUUACAGUAUAAAUGUGUACUAUCCUAUACUAGUGAAGUUUCUUUCACCAAGAAAAAAUUUAUACAAUGCUGAUAUAUAAGAGGGGGGAAGUGGACAGAAUAAAUUACAUUUUCUAGACUGAUUUCCCAUCAAAAAGCAACACACACAUUUCACUUGUAUCUCAGUAAAACAAGGGGGGGAGACACACACACACACACACACACACACACACACACACACACAUUUGUCCAUUUGGGAUAAAAAGUGGCCAAGAAAGCAAAUUCUGAAUGAUUUGUAGUUUUAUAGUCUCAAAAGUUAUAGUAGUUCUGAAGGAUUGUCAUUUGUGUGUUCUUGAAAAACAGAGUAACAGAUUUUGUACCUGGUCAGAUCUUUAAGUGUACAUUUAUAGGAUCUCAAAGUUGGAAAAACCACUUAGCAGUGUCUGGCCUGACCCUCCAGGACCAGAAUCUAUUUUGUCUUGGGCUCUAGUGGGCUCACUGGUCCUUUGUUUCUCCCCUUCAUUUGUCUUAUUAGCUCUUGAGACCAAACAUUUAACAGCAGCUACUGUGACUCCUAGCAUCUACUCUGUUCUGUCGCCGGGUCACUCAUCAGAUGGCACGGCUUCAAUUGUCUUUAUCGUCUAAGACCCUUUCCUGCAACUACUCUGGUUUUCUACGUCUUUCUGAAAGCACCCAACCCAGAGCUGAACAUUCAUAAGUAGCAGAGCUCUCCUGCCCUUUGUGCUAGUUAAUACUCUUCAUCCGUGUAGCACCCAGGGGCUGGACUAGCUUUGCUGACACCCACACAGUCCUGUGUGAGUCUUCAGAAGUUAACGAUUUUUACUGCUGUUAAGCGUUUUUUCCCCUAUCCCGCACUUGUACGGUUGGUGUUUUGUUUAAUCUGUGUUCAUUCUUAGUAAGUUUUCUUGUGUUAGAUUCAUGAACCUUUUGAGAAUUUUUUGGGUUCAUGUAGGAUCUCUUAGCUAUCUUGUCCUUUCCGAUCACUCCUAAGUUUCAUAUGUAAACCUUGUAUAUUGAAUGAAACAAGUCUCUCACAGGCCUUAGAAACUUCUUUUCGGUAGGAUCUAAGUUAAACAAUGUAUUAACCAACCUGUUAGGUAAGGAUGUCACGAUUUACUGAUCAGCCCAUAUCUCUCCCAGGUUAUAAAGGAUAUUGUGGGAUCUUACGUUCCUUGUGGACGUCCUGCAUUUCCCAAAACGUUAGUCAAGUAACUGCCCCCCACCAGUUCGUGAGGUCACACCUGUAGAUUCAUAGUGGAUGAUGUUCUUUUUCCUGAAGAAUUAGAAAACACUAGAAGGAUCUAGUCUGGGACCUUUCCUGGGACCGAUAUCAAGUUGCCAUCAUUUUUCACCUUUCCCCCCCAGAUUGGAAUGACCUUUACCCUUUCUGGUAUUGUGGCUGCUACCCUACUCCACACUUCUCUGUAACUUAAACAAUGGGCCACCCAGAAAUAUUCUUAGGUUUUCAGUAUCGUUUUCUUGUUUUCCAUCAGCAUAAAAUAGGAAAUAAAGUUCUUGUCGGCCCUAUCUUUUGUGUAUAACUCUGCUAAUUCAAGUUUUUACUUUGACUCCUUUCCUGUACAUACAUGCAAAUUUCUGGUGGUGUUUUUGCUUAUGGUGUUUUUUAAACAUCAUUUAUGCAUUUUUUGAAAUUCUGAACGUGUUAAUAUUUCUGUGAACACCGGUGGUUUCUUGUUUUUGUUUAUUUCGUUGUUACCGCACUCUUUUUAGGUACAUGUCCAUUUUCAUCCUGUAUGUAUGUCUUAAAAAAAUAUUUUAAGGGGCGCCUGGGUGGCUCAGUCGGUUAAGCGUCCGACUUCAGCUCAGGUCACGAUCUCACGGUCCGUGAGUUCGAG